Molecule: messenger RNA, 2879 nt
Organism: Ictidomys tridecemlineatus (thirteen-lined ground squirrel)
Lineage: Eukaryota; Metazoa; Chordata; Mammalia; Rodentia; Sciuridae
Source: RefSeq, a predicted model, not a curated record
AAUCUUUGUGAUCCUGUUCACUCAGGCCAUUCACAGACCCAAGGCCAGAGCUGGUCCUAAACUCUUCAGAGCAUGGCUUCACCUGAGUGGACCCAAAGCUCAGGGCCAUGCCUGGGGUAUAUGGCCACGGGAGCAGGAGGCCUGUUUCCAAAGAAGGAUCCUCUGCUUCAUGGGCAGGACUAGCAGGGGAUGAGGGUGUUCCACAGAGGCAUUGUCUGAAUCCACUGUGUGGAUGGAUCGCCGCCUUCAGCUCCACAUUCAGACUCUGAAAGUUAAGGCUAAGUCCUCCAAGUCCUGCCAGGCUCUCGCCCAAGUCUGGGAUGGGAUGCAUUCCAGCACGGGGCCAGGACCAGUGAAACACCUGUGGGCUCCUUUCCUGAGCAUUAGCCUGCGUGUUACAAGAAAGCAAGAAGGGAAACCUUGGUGACCCUCGUGGAUGAGCUGAGAAAUGUGUGGACUUUUCUGUGAGGCAGUUAAACCUAGGCCAGCAAUCAGUCUGUCUCCAGACAGAAAUCGGUGCCAUGAGCUACAUUGAUUCCCCACAGUGCAACUGUAGCUUUCACAAGAGGAUUGGAAAUGGGGUCAGGGCCUGCUUGCCUCUCAGAGGAAGUUGGUUGUGAUGUAGGAAACUGGAAACUAAUGUCUCCAUCCACAGCAGGGGGAUGAAAUUCUACAGGUGUAAGUCCUUGAAGCAAGUGUAGACUCCUUCUUGUGUUGGGGAGAGUUCCCUGAAGAUCAGAGCCGAGCAAUAUUGAGUUGCUUCCCAGAAGUGGCCACCAAAGACAAAAAGUCACCAGCUGCCCUUGUCAGCAUCAUGGUUGUAUUUAGUGUCAGGGAUCCUGACUGAACUUCCUUUGGACCCAAAGGGGCAUGAGAGGCUGGUCCAGGGCACUUUCUCCUUCCCAAAGAAACUGAGUGGGCUAGGGGAUGUAAUCACCUGAGGCCAGGAACUGAAUGCCUGUAGCUUCAGGACACAAGAGGGCAGGAUUUUCCAUUGUUCUGGCUUCUUAGCAGCUUCAAACACAGGGGCCAUUUCCUGUUUGCCAGAGGAAUGAAGCCUCAGGGUGGACCAAGCCCAUCACCCUUCUGAGUGGCUGCUGGUCUUUCUUGUGGCCUUCCCUUCUCAAAUGACACUCUCCAGCAUCUAUCUUUCCAAAAACACAGAGGCAGCCAGGGAUACCCUGUGCUAGGAGCCCGCCCCUCUGGGGUGAUUUGGCAAGUGAGGAGUGAUCUUUAAGUCUUCCUCUGACUUUGGCUGGCAGCAGGAUGAGCAGCCACUUAGCUCUGUGUGCACCAGGAAGGUGGACCUGAGGCUCCUGGCAUGGCUGGUGAAUUCUUGAAGUUCCUUGGGAGCAGGGAAAGGUUUUGGCCUCUUGGGUUGCACUAAAUGGUGAGCACAGGGUGCUCAGUCAACACGCAUUUGGUGAGGGAGUGCCCCUGCCAGGAGUGGCCUCCUGUUCCCUGUCCAUUCCUCCACACUGAGUUGUCUGUCCUUGGGCCUGCUCAGAAGCCUUGGCUAUUGUAUGGAUGUUGCCUUCUGGGAGGCUUCUUUGCUCCUAAUACUGGGGCCUGGUUUCCUCUGUGUUGAAAGAAUGGGAGACAACAGUCUUGCCUUCCACUGUGCACCAAACAAACCAGAGUGGCUUGCUGCCACCCUGAAAGAAGCAAUGUCGCCUCUCCCUAGAGACGUGGAGGAAGGGGCACUCAUGCCCAUGCUAGAGACCAUGAUACUGGACAGACUCUUGACCACUUGACACCAUCCUUGCUUCUUGAUAUAUUUUUAAACCCCUAUAUUUUCACCUAUGUGGGGCACUAGGAAAUGGAAGCAGAGAAAUGCCAGCUCCUGGUUAUUUCCUGAGGCCCCUGGGUCUCUGCCUGCUGCCACUCCACUUAUUUUUGUCACACAGCUCCAGAAUCCCAGCACUUGCUCUUGCUGGGGGCAAUGAAGCCAGACAGUCCUGAGACUUCUCAUGAGACCAAGUUGCAAGUGGUACCCCAUGACCCUGGCUGUUGCCUCUUUCUCAGAAUCCAGGGGAGCUGCUGGCAGGACCUGGAUCUUUCUGGGGAAGAGAUCCAGGCUGUGUUGGCAGAAUCUGUCCACUUGUACAUAUGCUAUGGGAAGAUGGCAGCAGCCAGCACCCCAGGUGGCCUUUGGAACCAUCAUGUGUGAAAAAGAGACUCAGGGAAGUGACAAGCGUUCGUCCCUGGCUGUGUCCCGUCUGGUGGACAGCUUCACCUCACUGGUCCGCCAGGAGUUGGAGAAGGACCUCGUGAACGUCCUGCAGAGAGGGCACUCCUCCUGGGUAGAAGGAUUGUUGUGUAGACGCCCAAAGGUGCUCAGCAUCCAGAAAGUGCUGGAGCUCCUCAGUCAAAGGUAUGAGGACCAACAGCUAUGCAUGGAGGAAGUCUUCCUUCCGGGACAGAACUCCUUCUGCUCCACCAUCCAAAUGUGGCUCUGCCUGUACCCAGAAGAUGUUGUGGGGUCCAUGGACAGCCUGAGGAGUCUCAGGACCUUCUUGCUCCACACCAUGCCGCAGUCAGGGCUGACAGUCCAGGUGGAGAGGCUCCUGACAGGGCUGGAGAACACAGAUCCCCCUGCCUCUCCAGGAAAAACCCUCAAUUAAACACAGCACAACACCAGAAGCACCAGGUCACCCAUCUCUCAGGCCAGCACCCACUCCACGUGUGCUGGAGAGUGGACACUGCACUAGAGCUCAUGUCUCCUCUGGCCCCUCUACCUCUGUGAGCUCCUGAGGACUACUCAGUCCCAGAUCCCCACCACGCCUCCUCUUCCUCUCCUCUGGAAUUUACUGGAUUUCUAAAAUUUAUUGAUUUCCUUAUUUAUUUACUUCCUUGUUUAUUUAUUUAUUUUCUUUCUU